AUGUUUGGUUUUCUGUUGGGAUGGCGAAAGGCCUCCAAGUGUAAGAGUGUGGUGAAGCAGCUUCAGCGUCGUCUAAAGCUGCUCAAGAACAAGAAAUACGCCAUUUCCUCACACUUGCGUCACGACAUAGCCCAGUUGCUCCGCAUUGGUGAACGAAGCCGUGCUCUUCAUCGGGCUCAACAUCUCUUCCUUGAUGAGAAUCUCAUGUCCCUCUACCACUUGCUGCUUCACUUCUCCGACUUCAUCCUCCUCCACCUCUCCUACAUUCGGAGGCACAGAGAUCUUCCCGAUGGCAUCCACGAAGCGGUUUCAACACUUGUCUUUGCCUCUGCCAGGUGUGGAGACCUGCCUGAGCUACGCACCUUGAGGCUUCUUUUUGUGGAGCGUUACGGCCAACCCUUUGUGUCAACGGCUCUCCAUCUCCUGCCUGACAAUCGUGUCAACCCUCAGAUUAAAGAGAAGCUCUCCAUAACCUCAGUAUCGGAUGAGUUUAAGUUCAAACUGUUGGCUGAGAUAGCAGCGGAGCACGGCCUCCGUCUAGAAGUUUUGGCACUCGCGUACACUCCCGACUUUCACAAACAGGGAACAGACAACAGCGAGACAGAAAAAGAGAAGGAAGCACAAGUGGAUAAGUUCACUCUCACGGAAAAACAAGAAGAGAGUCGUAGUGAAUCAUCAAGGGAUCAAAGAAAAUUAUGUGACGAGGAUGAAUGCAUAGAGGAGGAAGUAGUGUUGGAAAAAGACCAGAGAGUAUUUAGAUUCAGAGAGACUCAAGAAGAGAGAAAGGAGAGAAAGAGGUCAAUAAGGAGGAUAUCAAGAUCAGCAUCAAGCAGUCCCAUGGCCAAAGACGUGGAAUGUUGGAGGUACUACUACAAGGGAAGGAGAAGGCGUCAAAAGAAAGAGUGUGGCCAAUGUUACCAUAUAGUGUACAACGUCUUUACAAUGUGGCCGGGUGAUCAAAAGGAAAAAGGACAAGGAGAAAGAGGUUUAAAGGAUGCUAAGCAUGUUCAUCCCAAGCUUCCCGACUGCGAUCAGAUUGCUGCUCACUUUACUGCCCUUAGGAGACGACAACAACAACAGCAGAUGCCUUGA
Molecule: messenger RNA, 1092 nt
Organism: Arabis nemorensis
Lineage: Eukaryota; Viridiplantae; Streptophyta; Magnoliopsida; Brassicales; Brassicaceae
Source: the annotation of a GenBank genome assembly